This is a messenger RNA of [Torrubiella] hemipterigena, 885 nucleotides long. The record is from the annotation of a GenBank genome assembly. Lineage: Eukaryota; Fungi; Ascomycota; Sordariomycetes; Hypocreales; Clavicipitaceae.
AUGAAGAGCGCUCUUAUUCAACUCUACUCCAAGCCUUUGGCACCAGAGGAGAAUUACGCCAAGGCAGAGUCGUUUAUACGAAAAGCCGCUGAUGAGGGAGCCGAAAUUGCCAUUCUCCCAGAAUACCAUUUAUCGUCAUGGAUACCAGAUCGCGACAAGCUCUACGCCAUCGCCCAACAGACACCCAAGUAUCUAGACCAGUACCGUUCGCUGGCAAAAGAACUUGGGAUAUGCAUUGUCCCAGGGACCCUACUCUCAGUCCCCGGCGAAGAAAUCGAAGAUCGCAGGUUGCUAAACAUUAGCUACUUCAUCGGCACAGAGGGAAACGUGCUGGGGCAGUACCAGAAACGCAACCUCUGGCAUCCAGAGAAACCUAUCCUGAUACCGUCACCUAACCCAGAACCACACAAGGCCUUUGAAACACCCUUGGGAAGAGUCGGGCUGCUUAUCUGCUGGGAUCUUACUUUCCCAGAAGCAAUGCGGGCACUUGUAGCAGACGGCGCAACCAUCAUCAUUAUCCCUUCCUGCUGGUUGCGGGCGGAUAGCGUGGAUGCCGCGCUAGGCGUUAACCCGGACCUGUCCAUUCUGUACCUAGACACGCUCUGCAUAGCCCGCGCAUUUGAAAACACGGCGGCCGUCUUGUAUGUUAAUGCGGGCGGUGCCGGUGAGGGCGAUGCGGACGGGGUGCCACCGGGAAAAGACGCCUUGGGGAGGGAGUAUGCGGGUGUAAGUCAGGCAGCACUGCCCAUUCGAGGUAGUCUGGGCCGGCUGGAAACCGGCCAGGAGGGCAUGAGUAUUGUGGAUAUAGACUUAAGGAUACGGGAUGUUGCAGAGAGCAUCUAUAAGUCUCGGGAAGAUAUGGCCCAGCGAGGCUGGGUGUAUUGA